GUGUACAUUAUAUUUUUCUCUAAAAAUCAAAAUCGAACCAAAUACUUUAAAAACGCAAUUUAAUAUAUCGAUUUAGUUCGAUUUGUUAUCAAUUUUGUUCAGUCCUAUCCCUUCCCAUCUCUAUAUAAGAAAUUGUAUUGAACCCAAAUGUUUCAAAAAGAAAGAAAGUAGUUCUCUUCUGCUUUGCCCUAAUUCAAAAUUUCUUAGUCAUGGGUAUUAUGAAAAGAAUCAUGAGCUUGGGUAUUAUUAUGUGUAUGCUACUCAAAGUAGCUAUGGCAUGGAAUCUCACAGUUGGAGCCCCAAAUGGUGGGUGGAAUUCCAAAACCCAGUUACAAGCGUGGGCAAACUCGAAGUUCAUCUUAGUUGGAGAUAAUUUGAUUUUUGUUUAUGAGCCUAGCGAGGACAAUGUACUUCAAGUAUCUAAAGAAGAUUUUUACGCAUGCGAGAGUAAAAAUCCAAUUCAAGCACACAAUAAGAGUCCUACAGCAAUCAAUCUUCCUACCCUAGGCCUGAUAUACUUCAUUUCUGGAAAACCAGGGCGUUGCAACCAAGGAGUGAAGGUUUGGAUAAACGUUCUUAAACCGCCGCUUCUCUAGCUUCUCCGGUCACUAAUCCGUUGCCGGAACAACCAUAACUCAUCUCCAACAGGAUCAUGAAUUAUACUGCUAUUUAGAACAACUUUUGUUUGCAACUUUAUAUUGAAAUAAAGAAUAAAAAUCAUUGGAGAUAUUUUAAUUAAAGUCU
Molecule: messenger RNA, 744 nt
Organism: Jatropha curcas
Lineage: Eukaryota; Viridiplantae; Streptophyta; Magnoliopsida; Malpighiales; Euphorbiaceae
Source: RefSeq, a predicted model, not a curated record